Chrysoperla carnea is the source of this 1413-nucleotide messenger RNA. RefSeq names its product limbic system-associated membrane protein. Gene Ontology annotation, molecular function: protein binding; axon guidance receptor activity. Gene Ontology annotation, cellular component: plasma membrane; axon; neuronal cell body. The record is from RefSeq and is a predicted model, not a curated record. The transcript has 10 exons. Gene Ontology annotation, biological process: homophilic cell-cell adhesion; synapse organization. Lineage: Eukaryota; Metazoa; Arthropoda; Insecta; Neuroptera; Chrysopidae. Bases 1 to 1413 code for a protein of 470 amino acids.
AUGACUUAUGGUGCAAAAGUUGCAGAAUUCACAGUUAACUCACGACCAGAUUUGCCAACAUUUAAAACAUCGAGCCAAGUAUUUAAAGUAAUUGAACAUGAAACGGUUGUACUACCAUGCGAAGUUACACAUCCAGGACAAUAUGUAUUAGCAUGGAAACGUGGCAUUGCUGUUUUAUCUGCUGGGUCAGUCAAAGUCACUCCUGAACCACGAUUACGACUUAUGAAUAGUUACAGUCUAGAGAUAACAGAUGCGCAACCGUCAGAUGCUGGUGAUUAUACAUGUCAAAUUGGUACUUUGGAACCCAGAGAAAUUACACAUACAUUGGAAAUACUAGUUCCUCCACAAAUCGACUACAUGACCGCCGAUGGUAAGGUUGAAGUGAAAAAAGGAUCAUCUGUACGAUUAGAAUGUCGUGCAUCCGGUAAUCCAGAACCAGUUAUCACAUGGUCACGGCGUAAUAACUUAUUACCAAGUGGUGAAAAAACACGUGCCUCACCAAGUCUAACUUUAGAACGCGUGGAUCGACAUCAAGCCGGAGUGUACCAGUGUACAGCAACCAAUGGCAUUGGGCAACCUGCUAUUAAUCAAAUUAAUGUUCAUGUAUUAUAUCCACCAGAAAUAACUGUCGAACGGCCAAUGGUGUACUCUGGUGAAGGAUUAGAAGCGCAUUUGGUAUGCAUUGUAUAUGGAGAAACACAGCCUGAGGUACAUUGGUAUCGUGAUACAAUGUUAUUGGAUACAACAGAACGACGUAUAAUGGAAACACGUGGAUCACGACACACACUUGUUAUUCGAAAAGUUCAUCCAUCUGAUUUUGGAAACUAUACGUGCGUAGCAGACAAUCAACUUGGUAAAGCCCGUAAAGUUAUUGAACUGACAGGUAAACCGAAUCCAGCCAUAUUCCGGAGUUCAACAUUAGGUCAAUGGCGUGAUCGAUAUAAUAUUAGUUGGAUGGUUGAAUCACAUGCACCAUUAGAAGAAUUAAAAUUGUAUUAUAGAAAGUUACCUGAUCAAUUAGAACAAGAACAACUUCAACCAUUACAACAUCAAAGUCAACAAAUUCCAAGACGAUAUCCAAAGAAGGAUAGUACACUAAUGUACGGUCUAGCAAGUACAUCAUAUCAUGGUGGUCCUGGUGAAUGGCAUGAUGUGUUAAUAACUGGUAAUCGUGAUCGUCAACCACCAAUGAGCUACAUGAUACGAGGACUUGAACCGCAAAGUUUGUAUGAGGCGAAAAUUCAAACAAGAAAUAAAUAUGGAUGGAGUCCUGUAUCACCAAGUUUCACAUUUCAAACAACAUCCACCGAUAAUGUCAUACGAGAUAUUGAAGUGUUCCCAUCAUACAAUAAUGUUGGAUCAAUAUCAUCUUCAACAUCUUUAUUUGGUGUUAAUAAAGCUUUAUGUGACUAA